Molecule: messenger RNA, 1798 nt
Organism: Trichobilharzia regenti
Lineage: Eukaryota; Metazoa; Platyhelminthes; Trematoda; Strigeidida; Schistosomatidae
Source: the annotation of a GenBank genome assembly
CCAAUAUCUGGUCUCGUAUUUGAUGCAUGGUUCAAUCGUUACGAAGACGUCUUCCGUAUUGAAUGCUACAUGUUUGAUGAUGCUGCCAAAGUCCGAUUGUUACUAAGAAAACUUGGUACUGUUGAGCACAACAGAUAUGUUAACUUCAUUCUGCCCAAGAACCCACGUGAGUUAUCAUUCGAUGAGACAGUCACCGUUUUAUCACAAAUCUUUGGUGAACAGUCAUCCAUGUUUAAUAUUCGGUAUCAAUGUUUUCAGUUGACAAAAAUGCCUUCCGAUGAUUAUGUGACUUACGCUGGCAAAGUGAACAAGGAAUGUGAAAGGUUCAAACCACACGAAAUGACAUCAGAUCAGUUCAAGUGUUUGAUUUUUAUUUGUGGGUUGAAGAACCCAGAAGAUACUGACAUACGAACUCGACUUCUGUCACUCGUGGAACAAGACCCGAAAAUGACUUUACAAAUGGUGACAGCAGAAUGCCUACGUUUAAUCAACUUGAAGCACGAUACUGCUAUGGUGGAGUGCAAACGACAGUCGUCUGAAUUUGGUUCGAUUAACACAGUGAAAAGUCCUCCGAUCACCGUUAAGCACACAGAACGUCAGUCUCAAAAUUCAGCUAAACCUCCUUCAGUGUGCUGGCACUGUGGUUCGUGGCAUUUUGUCAAGUUCUGUCCUUUCAAGAAGCAUAAAUGCCGUAAUUGUCACCGUUUUGGACAUAAGGAGGGUUACUGUACACCGCAGAAAAAUCCUUCGGUGAGGAACAGAAGUAGUCGUUUCGAGCCGAAACAAUCUCCUCGAGUACAGACCGUUUUCACUACUUCCAAAGUCGAGUUCGCCAGCAAACGUAAGUACAUAACACUAGAUAUUAACGGCAAACGUAUUCGUCUUCAGUUGGAUACGGCAUCAGAUAUCACCGUAAUUUCCCGAACUACGUGGCGCAAACUUGGUUGCCCACAGAUUCUGCCGACCGAGCAUGUCGCCAAGAAUGUCUCUGGAGAUAUACUGAAACUCGUGGGUGAGAUAAAUUGCCAGGUUCAGUUUGGUGAGCAUCACUUCAAUGGUGUAUGUUACGUUACAAACUACCAUGAUUUGAAUUUGCUUGGUCUUGACUGGUUAGACAAGCUCCAUAUCUUUAAUGUACCAUUAAAUUCAGUAUGCUCUAAUGUUUCGUCUUCACCACACAACGUUGUUCCCGGAGAUGUAUCUGAUCAAUCUCUCUUGCAACGCCGUCGUCAAAAGCACGCUUCUGUCUUCCAGGACAAACUUGGUUGCUGCAAACUGUUUGGCAUCCAGCAUAUUCGUAGCCCCCCGUAUCAUCCCCAAUCGAAUGGACAGACUGAACGUUUCGUCGACACCUUUAAGCGUGCUUAUGCAAAAGCGAAGGGGGAGGGAACAACAGAAGAAAUUUUGGAUAAAUUCUUGCUGCAUUAUCGUACGAAUGAAAAAGGACAGUUAUGUGUCAGACACACAGAUCACGCUCUAUCCAGUACCACGCAAAGGUCAACUCGACAAAGAAGAGCUCCGAAACCUUUUCAAAUAGAUCCAAAAAGCAAGUCCUACACUCUUUACGGGGGGAGGUGAUAGGAUCCCACAUAUUUUGGUAUUGACUGUUUAAACUUGCAUAUAUGGUAUGUUAUCAUUCUCACACAUUUUGGUAUUUACUGUUAAUCUUGUAUAUAUGGUAUAUUAUCAUUCUCACACAUUUUGGUAGUGACUGUUAAUCUUGCAUAUAUGGUAUAUUAUCAUUCCCACACAUUUUGUUAUUGACUGUCAAUCUCGCACAUAUGGUAUAUUAUCAUCU